AUGCCGGACCGAUGUUCCGCGGACUCCUUGGAGUACUGGGAGGACUUCUACGAGGAUCGGCGCAGUACCUACGACACGCUCUAUGGCUACGAGGACCUGCGUCCGCUUUUGCUGUCCCUGGUGCGGCCUUCCAGGCAGCUGCGGGUCCUCCACGUAGGCUGCGGCACCAGCAACGUGACGCAGGGCCUUUGGCGCGAUGGCUUCCGUCAGAUUCUGAACAUCGACUUCAGUCAGGUGGUGGUCAAACUCAUGUCGGAGCGUUGGGUGGAGAAGUGCCCUGACGACUCGGAAGGCGUGCAAUGGCGGCACAUGGAUUUGACGGAUCUGUCUCAGCUGCCUGCGGCAUCCUUUGAUUUGGCCAUCGAGAAGUUCACGUUGGAUGCAAUCCUGUGCGAAGCGAAGGAAGACCUCACGGACCCCCGGGGCGUGGCAGCGCUGCACGGGCUGCACCGCGUCUUGGCGCCGGAGGGCCUCUUCCUUUCCGUGGCCUGGGGCGCCACCAGGCGCCAGGCGCUCCUCAAGAGCGGCGGGCUCUUUGACGUGGAGGUGCAUCAGCUGCCGGGCGAUGCUCCACAGCGGCCCUGGGUCUACGUUUGCAGGAAGCGCAUGCCAAUGCCGCGGCCAAGCGGGACGCUGCAGCCGGUGCUGAAGCAGACGGAGGAUGCUCUUGAGCUCGUCUGGGACUUGGGCUCUAUGCCCAAGUCCUCAUUCCAGCUGGACGUCUCCGCCAACGAGUUACGCUGGACACAAGCUGGGCAAAGCACGACCAUGGCCUUGCCCUUCGCCAUUGACACAGACAGCGCCAAAGCGCGCUGGCUCCAGGCGGGGCCUGGGUAG
Messenger RNA from Effrenium voratum, 837 nucleotides. NCBI's taxonomy places the organism in Eukaryota, Dinophyceae, Suessiales, Symbiodiniaceae. The record is from the annotation of a GenBank genome assembly.